Lampris incognitus (smalleye Pacific opah) is the source of this 1485-nucleotide messenger RNA. It is a transcript of the gene kcnj9, whose product is annotated as potassium inwardly rectifying channel subfamily J member 9. Gene Ontology annotation, biological process: regulation of monoatomic ion transmembrane transport; potassium ion import across plasma membrane. The record is from RefSeq and is a predicted model, not a curated record. Gene Ontology annotation, molecular function: G-protein activated inward rectifier potassium channel activity. Gene Ontology annotation, cellular component: plasma membrane. The transcript is spliced from 7 exons. Lineage: Eukaryota; Metazoa; Chordata; Actinopteri; Lampriformes; Lampridae. Bases 1 to 1485 code for a protein of 494 amino acids.
AUGGCUACGGAGAACUCGUUCUUCAGUCCCCGCCCAGAGUCUCUCUCACUCCCUGUGGAGGAGAAAGGGGAAGGGGAGCAAGUGGAGGUGGCUGCCGAGGCCACCACUUCCAUAGGAGUCUUCAACCUAUCGGAUGAACUGGGUCAUGUUGUUACCACAGAGACGGGCCCGACCCCUCCAGCGGCCAAGGUCAACAGGUCGUUCCAAUCCAAGUUGGCUGAGCGGGAGGCCAACGUCAAUCAGCGUAGGAAGAAGACCCAGGGGGCAGAAAAGGAGAGAGGCCGAUUUGGCUGGGCCCGAAGUCGGCGUAAGCGGCAGCGCUACGUAGAGAAGAAUGGCCGAUGCAACGUGCAGCACGGCAACAUGCGGGAGACGUACCGCUACCUGACGGACAUCUUCACCACGCUGGUGGACCUCAACUGGCGCUGCUCGCUCUUCGUCUUUGUCAUGGCCUACGCCAUCACUUGGCUGUUCUUUGGCGCCAUCUGGUACCUCAUUGCUUACUGCAGGGGUGAUCUGGACCAUCUGGAUGAUGAGACAUGGACGCCAUGCGUCAACAAUGUCAAUGGCUUCAUCUCUGCCUUCCUCUUCUCCAUCGAGACGGAAACCACCAUUGGCUACGGUCACCGGGUCAUCACAGACCAGUGUCCCGUGGGCACCAUGCUGCUCCUGCUGCAGGCCAUACUGGGGUCCAUGGUCAACGCCUUCAUGGUGGGCUGUAUGUUUGUGAAGAUCUCUCAGCCCAACAAGCGAGCAGAGACGCUGGUAUUCUCCAAACACGCAGUCAUUUCUCUGAGAGACGACAAACUAUGCCUGAUGUUCCGGGUGGGCGACCUGCGCAGCUCUCACAUUGUAGGGGCCAAUAUGAGGGCCAAGCUCAUCAAAUCCAAGCAGACCCAGGAGGGAGAGUUCAUACCUCUGGAUCAGACGGACAUUAGUGUGGGCUUUGAGACGGGUGACGACCGCCUCUUCCUGGUCUCGCCACUGGUCAUCUCCCACGAGAUUGACGCCCGCUCUGCUUUCUGGGACAUGUCUCAGGCCCAGCUGGAGAAGGAGGACUUUGAGAUCGUGGUCAUCCUGGAAGGCAUGGUAGAGGCCACUGGUAUGACAUGCCAGGCGAGGAGCUCCUACCUAGCGGAGGAGGUGUUGUGGGGUCACAGGUUCAGCCCUAUGAUGUCCCUAGCUGAAGGCUUCUUUGACGUGGACUACAGCACCUUCCAUCACACCUUCGAGGUGGACACGCCCUCCUGCUCAGCACGAGAGCUGUCAUUGGCUACAGCCAGACAUGAGGCUCACAUGUAUUGGUCCAUUUCCAGCCGACUGGACGAAGAACCCAACAUAGCAAACCAGGCAGCAAAGCCUGGCUCGGUCAAUGGCAAAGGAAGGGUGGGGCUGACCUUGAUUGACGGGGUAAUCCAGGAGCAGUCAGGACUUGGGGAGUUGAACGGCAGUGUCACCACUGACCAGUCUGAAUCGGAGGCCUAA